AGGACCGCGCGCCGAUACCUACACUUGCGACGAAGAUCGAGAGAAGUGCCCUGUUACACGGUUCGAACGCUGGAAUUCAUUCGAGUAACGAUUAAACCGGAAGUACUCCGACAGCGACGAAGGAGUUCGAAAGAAUCCACUGCGAAAAGUUCACCCGUUCUCAUGACUACCGGCGCCAUGAAGGUCUCAGGAUUCGUCUCUUGUGCCAUUGUGAUUAUUGUUUUCAUUGCCGUCGUAAAUUCAGCCGUGCCACAGGACAGGAUAGACUCGCAGAUUUUGGAUCCAUUCGUGGUGGACGUUAAGGCAAAGAGACCAUUCUGCAACGCUUUCACCGGUUGUGGCCGAAAGCGAAGCUCUCCUGUUGCCAUCCAAAACUUGAAUCCCUUAGGUGGGGAAGGUAUGAAAAUCGUUCGACUUCCGCUUCCGUUGUACCGCGCUCUGCUGCAUGCGGCCUCUUCCCAGGAAAUGAAUAAUCAAAUAAUUGACCACCAGGAUCAAUCCGCUGGAGACUUUAACAGGCUUCAAGAAAUUCCCGUUCAAGAAUUCGAAAUUCCCGCGCAAAAAUUCCAACCACGUGACCAAUACGAGAGUUAAUUUCUUAGUUUAAGACCUAUUAAUACAUGUCAUGAUACAUAUGUGCCAAGUAUAAUGACUAAAUUAAUGAAUACUCAAUUGGUAUCAGAGCUAUCUUACUUAACUCGUUUUGUUUAUGCAGGCUGGAAAAUCGAUCGUCUUAUUAUUUGAUACUUCAUCCCGUCAACGAUAUCAAAUCAGAUUACUUUAUUCGGUAUAUUCUAAAAAAAAAAUUCAGCUGUGGUUAUCGCUCUGUCUAAGUAUCUGGAUAGAUAAACUAUUUGUUAUUCAAUAUUCACUCGUCAUUAGUUCACUCUAUUCAACAUAAUCGAUGGUUAAGCAAUGGGAAGGCUAAUUUUGUUAAUUUCAAACAUGAGACCCGGAUUAUUAUGCCACAUGAAUAAUCUCUACGAUUACUAUACCUGCAUAAUAACACUGCGAUAACCUAUAUACGCCGAGAUUUAAAUGUAAUGUCUAAUAAAGUAUCAUGAUUUCCUGUAA
Molecule: messenger RNA, 1074 nt
Organism: Diprion similis
Lineage: Eukaryota; Metazoa; Arthropoda; Insecta; Hymenoptera; Diprionidae
Exons: 4
Coding region: 163-594 (143 amino acids)
Source: RefSeq, a predicted model, not a curated record